UAUCAUUUCUACAGUGUUCUCGAGUGUUUAGCGUUUUUUGAAAAUUUUUUUAUUAAAAAUCUUCACAUUUUUGUGAAGGAAAAUAUUUUAUUCUUCUUAUCUCACGCGUACUCCGUUUCUUCGAUAAUAGAAACUUAUAUGACGGAUCCUAACCUAUCGAAGAAAUUUCUGCACGCCUGUCAAAGUGGAGACUUAUCAAGAGUAGAAACUCUUGUAUCCAAAUAUGAUAUUCAAGAUUGGACGUUCUUCCGGCAUUUGUCUUCUGGUGACACCGCUUUGCACGUUGCUACUCGUGCGGGUCAUUUGAAUAUUGUUCGAUAUUUAUAUGAAACUUUCGAGAAACCAGACUUUAAAGUCGAUGUUACCAAUAAAGAUAUGAAAACACCAUUGCACGAGGCGGCACAGUUUGUUCGUAACGAUAUCGUGAAGUAUUUGAUUGAAAAAGGUGCAACCAUAGACGCAUUGAAACGCGCUGAUUGGACACCGCUCAUGCUGGCUUGUACAAAAACCGGAAACGAUGCGUACGAAUGCGUUGCCGCGCUUUUGAAAGCAAAGGCGAAUCCGUUUUUGCGAAAUAAAGACGGAUGGACACCGUUACAUUUGAUUUGUCGUUCCGGCGAUAAAGAUGCGUUUGAUUUAUUGGCGAGUCAGUUUACCAGAUGCAUCGACGAUCGAACGAAUAAUGGCCGAAGCGCUAUACACAUUGCUGCGUUUCACGGACGCGAAGAUUUAGUCGAUCGACUUUUGGCGCUUAAUUCGAAUUUUCUGAAUGCGCGAGAUUCCACAGGAUCCACUCCUCUUCACGAAUCCGUUAAAGGAGGUCAUCUGAUCGUGACGAAACGAUUGAUAGAUUUGGGAGCUGAUGUUAAUGCCACAGAUAAUGUUGGCCAAACCAUUUUACACGUAGCAGCUAUAAUUGGAAACGAAGAAGCUGUGAAAGACAUUUUAGAAAAUUAAGAAGAAGGAGCGGCGGUCAGGUUGUUGUGAUUGUUGGGCGGUGACGUGGUCGUUGUUGUACCCACAUUGGAGGCGGCGUGCGGCGACAAUCCGGAGCUGUCCGUGGUGGGCGCGGACGGAUUCGACGAGGUGUUGUGCGAG
This is a messenger RNA of Apis mellifera (honey bee), 1098 nucleotides long. RefSeq names its product ankyrin repeat domain-containing protein 16. The transcript is spliced from 4 exons. Lineage: Eukaryota; Metazoa; Arthropoda; Insecta; Hymenoptera; Apidae. The record is from RefSeq and is a predicted model, not a curated record. Gene Ontology annotation, molecular function: protein binding. Bases 139 to 957 code for a protein of 272 amino acids.